GAAACGACGAAACACAGGAAAAGAUCGAAGAGUUGGAAUUUUCGUUGAAACACGACGGAGACGGAGUCAGGUUUCUUAAAAGUUGUUAAUUUUUUUGUCGAUCUGGUGGUUUAGGCCUUUAGGGAAGAAGAAGAAGAAGAAGAAGUACGAAGAUUUGAGUUUUGCUCCUUUUGGUUGGUCGACGAUUUCUUGAAACAAAGAUGUUCAAUUUUUGGGGAUCAAAGGAUCAACAACAAGGACAGUCUCGUCCUCCUGAAGCUUCUUCACAGUCGCCAUGGUACUCUCCUUCUUUAGUCAGUUCGCCAAGUUCAUCCCGGCCUCAAACAUCUGGUCAGAUGCCAGCGCAAGUCUCACCGGAUGAAGCAGCUGGCAUUAUCGUCUUCUUGAAAGACAAAAGCGUGGAUGAGCUCAGGAAGCUUCUCAAUGACAAAGAUGCGUAUCAGCAAUUUCUGCUCUCUCUUGAACAGGUCAAAAUCCAGAACAAUAUCAAAGAUGAGCUCCGCAGAGAAACGUUGCAGCUAGCUAGAGAGAACUUGGAGAAAGAGCCACAGAUAAUGGAACUCAGAAACCAAUGCAGAAUUAUUCGUACAACUGAGCUCGCAACUGCGCAAGAAAAGCUCAAUGAGCUUGAGAGGCAAAAAGAAGAGAUCCUCAAAUUCUACUCCCCUGGUUCUCUUCUUCAUAAACUUCAAGAGGCUAUGAAUCAGGUGGAUGAAGAAUCCGAAGCCCUGCAAGAGAAGUUCCUAGAGAAGGAAAUUGAUACGGCAGCAUUUGUGCAGAAAUACAAGAAGCUGCGUACUACGUAUCAUCGACGAGCACUUAUUCAUCUUGCUGCUAAAACUUCAAACAUUUGAAUUUAUAAUAUGCUUUGCACAUUGAACUCAACACAAUUACCGAAGUCUUGGGUUUGUGUCCUCUGACUUUUAUCCGAUGUUGUAAAGAAAAUUAUUCACUGUUCUUAAGUUCAUACUCAAGUGAUUGACAUUGACAACAAAAUUAUGUUUUUUUCCCUUAUGAUAAAUAAGCUACAACAGUCUGAAAAUC
Messenger RNA from Camelina sativa (false flax), 1044 nucleotides. The record is from RefSeq and is a predicted model, not a curated record. NCBI's taxonomy places the organism in Eukaryota, Viridiplantae, Streptophyta, Magnoliopsida, Brassicales, Brassicaceae.